AUGUCGAAGAGGAAGAUCGAGCACUGGGAUCCCACAAAGAGUGACAGCGAUGACCUAGAUUGGGACGCUGCAUCAUCGCCGAAAGCUCGGUCACAACACCGCUCCAGAAAGUCAAACAAGAACUCGCCUCGCAAACCCCCCAAGCGCCGUAGGGAGGCAUACGGUGAUAGCGAGGACGAUAUCGAGCUCGACAGUAACGAGGCGAGCGAGGAGGAGGCGUCCUUUGCGGAAUCGAGCGACGAAGCGCCUGUCGAGCUCAAUCCUCGCACAGGAAGGGGCGUUCGAUCUGCUGCGAAGAAGCCGAUCAAGUACGAGGAGAGUGAGGAAGAGGACAUCAUACCCUCCGACAGCGACCGCGAUCCACUCCAGCCCACACCAGCUCGCGGCAAGCGCCCAGCACGUGCCGAUCUAUCGAGACCUUCACUCAUUGUCAAGUUGAAACUUCCAAAGGGUAUGGACGGAAGACGCAGCACGCGCACAGGUAGCGGCAGCCGCACGAAGCGCGAGCCUACACCCCAGUCUGGCCUCACGCGGAGGAGCAGUCGCAUAUCACACGACGAGGUCGCUCCACUUGUCGCUCUGACCGACUCCGGUAAGCACGAAGUCGUCACAAGAGCCGCCACCGAAACGCCUGAACCGCCCGUGCGUCGACCAACUCGAGGUGGAAAAGGAUUGAAGAAGCCUCCGAGCGCGAUCAUGGAGGCGUCACAAGAGGACUCGGGUUCACAGGGUUUGGACAUAGUGUCGCAGAUGGAGGAGGCAGCCGCAGCCGCAGGUGACAAGGCCGAAACACAAAUCUCCCGCACUUCUCCUACAUCAGCAGCGAAGGAUGAAGACAUACGGAUGGAGUAUGUAGAUGAUGAGGAAGAGGCGGUUGUACAAGAGUCGCAGCCGGACAUCGACGACGAAGACGAAGGACCUGUCUCGCGAGGGAGUCGACUGCUGCGAACACGCCGAAAAGCAUCGACACCGCCCACCUCGCAACCCGGUGAAAUUGCAGAUGAAGCGGCGGAACUAGAUGAGGACAAUCGACGCAACAAACGACCCAAGAAGCGCCCAUCUCAACGAGCAGACAUCUCCUUCGAGCCAAAUCUGCGAAGCCGUGGGAACAGACCGGACUAUCGCAUUUUGAGGCCUGAGCUGUUGCUUCCAAUUGAAGACGACGAUGCUCCUGCUGGAAACGCUAGUGCGACACCCCAACGUAACAAACGUGGAGGUGGCACGGUCUACCGCAGCUUAUUCUCUACCUUUGGACCUUUUGGCGGUGCUGGUGGUCCUCCGCCUGUGUUUGGAGGUCCGGACGGAGCGGGUGCACUUGGUGGAGCGGAAUCUGACAGCAGCGAUGAUGAUAUGGUUUCUCGGCCACAGCAAGGGAUUGGUGGUGCCGUCGGGAUGACUCCAACGUCGGCUUUCCCCAAGCCCUUUGCUCCUCAAGCACACAAUAACGAUGCCCUGCAAGGUGCUGGAGGAGGACCACCUGGCUUGGGCAAGGUCAAGGAUAAGAAAGCACUCGCCGAUGCCGAUCCUCUUGGUGUUGAUGUCAACGUCAAUUUCGACGGCGUUGGAGGUCUCGAUAACCACAUCAACCAGCUCAAAGAAAUGGUGGCGCUGCCUUUGCUAUACCCGGAGGUCUUCACGCGCUUUCAUGUCACUCCGCCUCGCGGAGUGCUCUUCCACGGACCUCCAGGUACUGGUAAAACUCUCUUGGCCCGGGCUUUGGCAUCGAGUGUGAGCUCUGGUGGGAGGAAGGUCACCUUCUACAUGCGCAAGGGAGCCGACGCUCUCAGCAAAUGGGUUGGUGAGGCCGAGAAGCAAUUACGCUUGUUGUUCGAGGAGGCUCGCAAGAACCAACCAAGUAUCAUCUUCUUCGACGAGAUUGAUGGCUUGGCUCCUGUGCGGUCCAGCAAGCAGGAACAGAUCCACGCAUCGAUUGUGGCCACACUGCUCGCUCUGAUGGACGGCAUGGACGGUCGUGGGCAGGUGAUCGUCAUAGGCGCUACCAACAGACCUGACUCUGUCGAUCCAGCGCUUCGUCGUCCUGGCAGAUUCGAUCGCGAGUUCUACUUUCCUCUUCCGGACCAGGCUGGUCGUCGCAAAAUCCUUGAUAUCCACACGAAAGGAUGGGAUCCGCCUCUUCAGCCUCAAUUCAAGGAUCAACUGGCGGAGAUCACCCGCGGCUACGGUGGUGCUGAUCUUCGCGCACUCUGUACUGAAGCAGCGUUGAACGCCGUGCAAGGGACCUAUCCGCAAAUCUACGCCAGCGACGAGAAGCUCAUCAUCGAUCCAAGCACGAUCAAAGUUUUGGCAAAGGACUUUAUGAUCUCCGUCAACAAGAUGAUCCCGUCCUCGGAGCGAUCUGCAUCCUCGGGAGCCACACCGCUGAAGAAAGAGGUCGAGCCGUUGUUGCGUCAGCCGUUGAUCGAGAUUUCAAACCGCAUCGAUGAAGCCAUCCCUCGCAAGCGAAAGGCGACAGCACUGGAGGAAGCCAUGUACGACGAUCGAAAUGAUGAGUUUGGCUUUCAGAAGGAGACUAUGCAAAGAGACUUUGAGGCAUCUCGCAUCUUCAGGCCGAGACUUUUGAUCACAGGAAAGCAAGGCAUGGGCCAGCAAUACCUCGGAGCUGCGUUGCUCAGCAAAUUUGAAGGCCUGCACGUGCAAAGCUUCGACUUGCCGACUUUGAUGAAGGAUACGACGAGAUCGACCGAAGCCGCCGUUGUACAACUUUUCGAAGAAGUCAAGAGGCACAAACCGAGUGUCAUAUACAUCCCCAGCGUCAACGUCUGGUACGAAACACUGAGCGACGCAACUAAGAGAACCUUUGUCGGCCUCCUUCGCAGCCUGCAUCCCACGGAUCCGGUCCUACUCCUCGGCAUCAUGGAGCAGGAGGCCGAAGAAGACUUUGAUCAGCAGACGUGGGCUGAUAAGCAGGCACUACAUAAACAGAUGGUGCGCGAAUUGUUUGGCUACUCCAACAAGAACCAAUACGAUCUUUUGCGACCUACCCAGGCCGCGAGAGAAGAGUUCUUCAACGCAGUCAUCGACUUCGUUCGCAAGUCGCCCAAGGAGUUUCCAGGUCUUGAAGGCCGCAAGAAGCGCAAGCUCGAGGCCUUGCCAAUCGCACCGCCACCCGAGGCGCCCAAGGGGCCUACCAAAGCUGAACUCAAAGCGCAGAAGAAGAAGGAUCAUCAGACGUUGAAUAUGCUGAAACUCCACAUUCAGCCAGUCAUGGAUCAGAUCAAGAGAAUGUACAAGAAGUUCAGAACGCCAAUCAUCGAUGAGCUUACAAUUGCGUACCUCUACGACGAGCAAGAUCCUCAAACGUUGACGACCGACUUGACCGACGAACAAAAGCAGCAGCAGCAACUUUUCCGGCCGUUUGAAAUCGACAAGGACGAGAAAGGGGUUGGUGGGCUGAGAGAAGCAUCGACCGGCAAUUUCUACUACAACCUCGAGAUCGUAACGAUUGAGAAGCGCCUUUCCAACGGAUACUAUAAGCGGCCCAAGGAUUUCCUCGGCGACAUCAAGCGACUGGCCAAAGAUGCCAAGACGUCUGGGGAUCAAGAUCGCACUCUGAGAGCCAACGAGAUGCUGGCGAAUGUGGAGGUCGACAUGGCCGCGUUGGAAAUUCAGCAAUCUGGUCUCGUUGCGGAAUGCGAGGCUGUAUAUCAGCGAGAGCAAGAACGUCUCACAAAGGCUCAUGAAGCUGAGCGACGUGGCGACGAUGUUGCCGACGUUGUGCCAAAUGUACCGCCUCCCGAUGCAUCCAAGACAACCGAUGAGAAUUCAGGUCCAGUCAUGCUUGGGCAGCAGAUUCCAGGCCGGCAACUGUUCCCUAUCACGCCCAAGCCGAACUCUGACCCUUGGAGCACCACAAAUGGUAGCCACCCAUCGGAGCAGACCAAUGGCUCUACGGUACCAUCCCGACCUCAGGAGGACUCGGAGAUGUUCGACAGUGAAGUCGACAUGCAAGAUCCGAGCCGUAGAGCUGGCAAUGCUCCUCAACCAGGCCAUCCACAAGGUCUCACUCGGCCGUUCUCACAGCGCUCCGCACAUACCCAGCUUGCGCAAGGCUCUCAAUUGGAUCAAUAUCAGAACAGCGCGUCAACUACCAACUCAGCGCAGAAGACCAGCUCCCGCAGCAGUGGUCCUUUCUCGGCCCACUCCAGCACCAACGGCGUGCAUGGCCACGAGCAUCCCGACUUCACAAAGCUCGGCCCUGCUUUGAGUGGCAGUCAGAUACCAGACACUCAAGACCCCUCCGCCGCGUCUCAGUCGCAGCUAUCUCCAUCUUCUCAACACAGCAUGGCUCCCCCUCCGCGGGACGCCCGUGCCGGUAGUCUCAGCGCGAUCCUCAACGCAGAGGACGAUAACCUUACGACUCUGCACGCCGAGCUCGUGCGCCGGUCUUCUGGACUCUCGCUCGAGCAAAUGGAGCAGAUCAAUGCAAGUCUGAUGGAUGUGAUCUGGAAGAUGAGAGGCGAGUACAAUCGCAGUCGUGUGUGUCACGCGGUCAAGGACGCGUUCAACACAACGGUGCAGGAUAUUGAACUUUGUCAGAAGGUCUGGAAACCCUCGCAGGAUUAG
This is a messenger RNA of Zymoseptoria tritici IPO323, 4584 nucleotides long. Its product is annotated as Bromodomain-containing AAA ATPase protein. NCBI's taxonomy places the organism in Eukaryota, Fungi, Ascomycota, Dothideomycetes, Mycosphaerellales, Mycosphaerellaceae. The coding region runs from base 1 to 4584 and encodes 1527 amino acids. The record is from RefSeq and is a predicted model, not a curated record. Gene Ontology annotation, cellular component: nucleus. The transcript has 4 exons. Gene Ontology annotation, molecular function: ATP hydrolysis activity; histone binding; ATP binding. Gene Ontology annotation, biological process: positive regulation of transcription by RNA polymerase II.